AAACGGUGCAACAAACUCCGGGCCGCCACUGCGCCUUGCCCGAAUGCAAAUAGGAUGCACACACACACACACACACAUGACUUUACGCAUUCAAGGCAAAGUUAGUGUCUGCAUUUCCCCCCCCCCCCCUUCCAAUCUUCGGUGCGCGAAUCUGAUCUUUGCGGCAACAGCCCCGAGAACCGCUCCGAUCCAUCUCGGUCGCCGCCGCUGCGGUUCGCCGCCUCAGUUCAGGGAGGUUGCAGUGAGGCAAGCCGCGAUCUGCAGCAGAGAACCGCGAACGAGGGGCUGAUCUACCAGUGGAACCUGGAUGCCAGCUAUCACCCCAGCCUCCCCCCCUCACCCCCCUCACCACCACCACCACCACCACACUCUCUCCACCACCUCCCCCCAAAUGCAUUGAGGUGUACAAGUGUUUCAUGGUUUUACCGACCGAAUCCGAGUGAGAGGACGAGGGUGCCGCAAGAUAUACACCGCUCGCUUCUGCCCUUCACCGGGUCUGAUUUUUAAGUGGAUGAAGACCAGGAGAGGGGUUUUUCCCCAACGUUUUUAUUUCUGAUUUAAGGGGGACAUAUCAGUGAGGUGUUUCCCAGGAUUUGCCCCCCCCCCCCACAUCACCUCGUCUUUGCAGCGUGUGUGUGUGUGUGUGUCAAUGCGGCGCUGUGCGAAUGCAAACCAGGCAGCAAACGGAGGUUGGCGAUGCUGAAGAUCGGGUACACAUUGUUGGGCGGAUUGUAGCCGAGCGCUUCACCUGGGAAUAAAACUUGCAGCGAGCGAAACUCCAUCAGAAACGACCCCAGCAGAAUAAGAUGGCAGCGUGCAGAGGGGCGAGGAGGUACUCCAUCUUCCUCUUGCUGUUGUCGGUGGCGUCCGGGCGGCGAGAAGCCACGAAUCUGGAGUAUAAUCUGGAGUAUAAAGCCUUCGAAGGGGAGAACGCCGACUGGGCGUUCAACCACUUGUCGUUGGACGAUCGCACGGGCAACGUGUACUUGGGGGCGGUGAACAGGAUCUACAAACUGUCCAGCGACUUGCAGCUGCUGGUGGUGCAUCAGACGGGGCCGGACGAGGACAACCCGGACUGCUACCCUCCCCGCAUUGUGCAGCCUUGCAGCGAGCCGCUCAGCCUGACCGACAACGUGAACAAGAUGCUGUUGAUAGACCAAGGCGAGAGGCGGCUGAUCGCCUGCGGCAGCCUGUACCAGGGCAUCUGCAAGGUGCUGAGACUCAACGACCUCUUCAAGCUGGGCGAGCCCUUCCACAAGAAGGAGCACUACCUGUCCGGGGUGAACGACAGCGGCUCGGUCUUUGGGGUGAUCGUGGCGGGCCAGGGUCACAUCUCCAAGCUGUUCGUGGCCACGGCGGUGGACGGCAAGCCCGAGUACUUCCCCACCAUCUCCAGCCGCCUCCUCGCUGCCAACCCCGAGGCGGACGAGAUGUUCUCCUACGUGUUCCACGACGAGUUCGUGGCGUCGCUCAUCAAGAUCCCCUCCGACACCUUCACGGUCAUCCCCGACUUUGACAUCUACUACAUCUACGGCUUCAGCAGCUCGGCUUUCGUCUACUUCCUCACCCUCCAGCCCGAGGUGGUCCACGCCGGCCCCGGCUCCACCCGCCAGAGGGUCUACACCUCCAAGCUGGUGCGCCUGUGCCAAGCCGACACCACCUUCAACUCCUACGUGGAGAUCCCCAUCGGCUGUGUGAAGGACGGGGUGGAGUACCGGCUGCUGCAGGCUGCCCACCUGGCCAAGGCCGGCCCGGUGCUGGCCAAGUCCCUGGGCAUCAUCCCCGGCCACGACGACGUGCUCUUCGCCGUCUUCUCCAAGGGCCAGAAGCAACGCAGCCAUCCUCCAGACGAGACGGUCCUGUGCAUGUUCGUGCUCAACACCAUCAACGAGCGCAUCAAGAAGCGCCUGCAGUCCUGCUACCGGGGCGAGGGCUUGCUGGACCUGGCCUGGCUCAAAGUCAAGGACAUCCAGUGUGUGCCCGCGCCUGUUCCAAUCGACGACAAUUUUUGCGGCUUGGACAUUAAUGCCCCAUUAGGCGGUUCCACCCUCAUGCAGGGCAUUCCCCUGUUCUCAGAGGAGAAAGACAGGAUGAGCUCGGUGAUUUCGUACAUUUACAACAACCAUUCGCUGGUGUUUGUGGGCACGAAAAGUGGCAAGCUGAAAAAGAUUCGAGUAGACGUGGCCUCUCACGGCGGCAGGCAGUACGAGAUCAUUCAAGCCGUGCAGAGCGGCGCCAUCCUGCGUGACAUGGCUUUGUCCGUGGACCACCAAUACCUCUACAUCAUGUCAAAGAAGCAGCUGACCAGGGUCCCUGUGGAAGCGUGUGGACAGUACAAGACAUGCACGGAUUGCCUGGGAUCGGGAGACCCUCACUGCGGCUGGUGUGUGCUCCACAACACCUGCACGAGGAAAGAUAUGUGCAAGCGCUCCGCCGAGCUCCGACGGUUCACCUCCGACAUCAGGCAGUGCGUCCGCCUCAGUGUGAGACCCAGCAACAUCUCCGUCUCUCAGUACAACGUGGUGCUGGUGCUAGAGGCACACAACGUGCCUGAGCUCACCGCGGGGGUCAACUGCUCGUUUGAGGACUUUGCAGAGAUGGACGGCCUGGUGAUGGGCAAUAUCAUCAAGUGCAUCUCGCCGGCCAAGAGAGAGGUGCCUCGGAUCCAAACGGACGACGGAGACCACCAAGUGGUCCAACUCCAGCUGAAGUCCAAGGAGACCGGCAUGACCUUCGCCAGCACCAGCUUUGUCUUCUACAACUGCAGCGUCCAUCACUCGUGCCUGUCAUGUGUGACCAGUCCCUAUCGAUGUCACUGGUGUAAAUAUCGGCACGUGUGCACGCACGACCCACGGUCGUGCUCUUUCCAGGAGGGCCGUGUCAACGUCUCGGAGGACUGUCCCCAGCUGCUGGCUGCUGAGAAGAUACUGAUGCCAGUGGGAGUGGUGAAGCCCAUCACGCUGAAGUCCAGGAACCUUCCGCAGCCCCAGUCUGGCCAGCGUGGCUAUGAGUGCAUCCUAAACAUCCAGGGAGUAGAGCAGCGAGUGCCAGCCUUACGUUUCAACAGUACCAGUGUCCAGUGUCAGAAUACUUCAUACGCGUACGAUGAAACUGCGAUCAACAACCUCCCGGUGAGCCUCUCCGUGGUCUGGAACGGCAACUUUAGCAUCGACAACCCAGCACGCAUCCAAGUGCACCUGUACAAGUGCGGAGUGUUGCGUGAGAGCUGCGGGCUGUGCCUGAAGGCUGACCCCAACUUUGAGUGCGGCUGGUGCAAGGGGGACGGGCGUUGCACCCUCCGCCAGGACUGCGCCGUCUCCGGGGACAAUUGGCUGCAGCCGACACGUGCCAACAGCAAAUGCACCAACCCUCGCAUCACCAAGAUCGUACCAGUACGUGGGCCCAGGGAAGGCGGAACUAGAGUUACGAUCUACGGGGAAAAUCUCGGCCUGAAUUUUUGGGAGAUUGAAAACUAUGUCCGCGUGGCUGGAGUCGAUUGUAUCCCUUUGGAAGAGGGAUACAUUCCAGCGGAACAGAUCGAGUGCGAGAUGGACGUGGCCCGGCAUGGCCAGUACGCUGGCUUCGUGGAGGUGUGCGUAGAAGAAUGCAAGCAGGAGUUCAUGGCAAAGUCAACGCAGCGCUACAGCUUUGUGCUCCCAACUCUCACGGAUUUGACGCCCAUCAAGGGUCCGGUGUCGGGGGGGACGAUGGUCACCAUCAGAGGCAGGAACCUGGAUGCCGGGAGCAACAUCUCUGUCCUGUUUGGCCAGCAACCUUGCGUGUUCCACGGGCGGAUUGCCCGGGCGAUAGUCUGCAACUCCACGUCUGCGCCGCAGGGCGCGGGGAACAUCAGCGUCACCGUGGGGGUGGACAGGGCAAGGAUCGAGAAGGAGCUGCAGUUCGAGUACAUGGAGGAUCCCACCAUCGUUAAGAUUGAACCAGAAUGGAGUAUCGUCAGCGGGAGCACACCGAUGUUGGUCUGGGGCACCAACCUGGACAUUAUCCAGAAUCCGAAAAUCCGGGCCAAGCUGAAUGGAGUGGAGACAAUCAACGAGUGUAAGGUGUACAACGCAUCAACGAUGGUGUGCCAGGCCCCAUCCCUGGCCAUCAGUCAGAGUCAGCAGACCGACAACACAGAACGUCCCGACGAGUUUGGAUUCAUCCUGGACAACGUGAAGACAUUAUUGAUCUACAACAACACCAACCUCAUCUACUACCCCAACCCUGUGUUUGAACCUCUCAGCACCACCGGCGUUUUGGAAUUGAAGCCUGGCUCUCCCAUUAUACUGAAGGGCCGAAACCUCAUCCCUUCCGUGGCUGCCGGUAACACCAAGCUGAAUUACACCGUGUUCAUCGGGGAUAAACCGUGCACCGUGACCGUGUCGGACACACAGCUCCUCUGCGAGUCUCCAAACCUCACCGGGCGGCACAGAGUACUGGUGCGGGUGGGCGGCCUGGAGCACUCGCCCGGGACCGUGCACAUUUUCCCCGACAGCCCGCUCAGCUUCCCGGCCAUCAUCAGCAUCGGAGCGGCUGGGGGUCUCCUCAUCAUCUUCAUCAUCGUGGUCCUCAUCGCCUACAAGAGGAAGAGUCGGGAGAGCGACCUGACGCUGAAGAGGCUACAGAUGCAAAUGGACAACCUGGAGUCACGGGUGGCCCUGGAGUGUAAAGAAGCCUUUGCAGAGCUGCAGACAGACAUCAACGAGCUGACCAGUGACUUGGACGGAACUGGGAUUCCCUUCCUGGAGUAUCGGGCUUACACCAUGCGGGUUCUCUUCCCGGGGAUUGAAGACCAUCCUGUUCUCCGGGAGCUUGAGGUUCCGGGAUACCGUCAGGAUAGAGUGGAGAAAGGUCUGAUGAUGUUUGGUCAGCUCAUCAACAGCAAGGUCUUCCUGCUGACCUUCAUCCGGACACUGGAGUCCCAGCGGAGCUUCUCCAUGCGGGACCGGGGGAACGUUGCGUCGCUCAUCAUGACCGUGCUGCAGACCAAGCUGGAGUAUGCCACCGACGUCUUGAAGCAGCUGCUCUCUGACCUCAUCGACAAGAACCUGGAGAGCAAGAACCACCCGAAGCUCCUGUUGAGGAGAACUGAAUCGGUGGCAGAAAAGAUGCUGACCAACUGGUUUACAUUCCUCUUGUACAAAUUCCUUAAGGAGUGUGCAGGGGAGCCAUUGUACAUGCUUUUCUGCGCCAUCAAGCAGCAGAUGGAGAAGGGGCCCAUCGACUCCAUUACAGGCGAGGCCCGCUACUCUCUGAGCGAGGACAAACUCAUCAGGCAGCAGAUAGACUACAAGACGCUGGUUCUGAAUUGUGUGAAUCCAGACAACGAGAACAGUCCUGAGAUUUCCACAAAGACGCUAAACUGUGACACGAUCACCCAGGUCAAGGAAAAGAUCUUAGACGCCAUCUUCAAGAACUUACCUUGCUCCCAUCGACCAAAGGCCGCUGAUAUGGACUUGGAAUGGCGACAGGGAAGAAUGACCAGGGUGAUUCUUCAGGACGAAGAUGUCACCACCAAGAUAGAGAACGACUGGAAGAGGCUGAACACACUGGUGCAUUAUCAGGUGACAGAUGGCUCCGUGGUUGCCCUGGUUCCCAAGCAAACGACGGCUUACAAUGCGGUGAAUAACUCCACUGUCUCUCGAACCUCAGCCAGCAAAUACGAAACCAUGAUCAGGUACACGGGCAGCCCGGACAGCCUGCGUUCCCGCACGCCCAUGAUCACCCCUGACCUGGAGACCGGGGUGAAGGUCUGGCAUCUGGUCAAGAACCAUGAACACGGAGACCAGAAGGAAGGAGAUCGGGGCAGCAAGAUGGUGUCCGAGAUCUACCUGACCCGACUUCUGGCUACAAAGGGCACGCUGCAGAAGUUUGUGGACGAUCUGUUUGAGACGAUCUUCAGCACAGCCCAUCGUGGGAGCGCGCUGCCCCUGGCCAUCAAGUACAUGUUUGACUUCCUGGACGAGCAAGCAGACAAGCAUCAGAUCCAUGACCCACAUGUGCGCCACACCUGGAAGAGCAACUGCCUCCCAUUGAGGUUUUGGGUGAACGUGAUCAAGAACCCGCAGUUUGUCUUCGACAUCCACAAGAGCAGCAUCACAGAUGCCUGCCUCUCCGUGGUGGCGCAGACCUUCAUGGACUCCUGUUCCACUUCGGAGCACAGACUGGGCAAGGACUCUCCGUCCAACAAGCUGCUCUACGCCAAGGACAUCCCCAACUACAAGAGCUGGGUGGAGAGGUACUAUGCAGACAUUGGGAAAAUGCCGGCCAUCAGUGACCAGGAUAUGAACGCCUACCUCGCGGAACAGUCCCGGAUGCACAUGGCUGAAUUCAACGCCAUGAGUGCCCUCAGCGAAAUCUAUUCCUAUGUUAGCAAAUACAGCGAGGAGAUCGUAGGUACUCUAGAAUGUGACGAGCAGUCCAGGAGGCAGCGGUUAGCUUACAAACUUGAACAGAUAGUUGCUCUCAUGUCAAUAGAGAGCUGAGUGGCACUCCCAAGGAACGCUGGGUAAAAGACGCCAAGCUGUGCCUGACUUAAGAUGGUCGCCUUUCAAGUGCAAGUUAUGAUUGGUUCAAGCAACGUCACCUUGAUCAUCUAUCUCUCCAUUACCCCUGCGUCUUCAUCUUUUAUUCUCCUUCAGUCUCUCUCUCCCUCUCUCCUCUCUCUCUCUCUCCCUCUCCCUCACAUUUUUUUUGGGUACGUCAAAAUGUACAUGAAAGGAUAAAACUAAAAAUAUCGCAAAUGUGGUUUGUAAAAUAGAGCAGCGAAUCUCCGGCAAAGGAAUCGCUGGCGAGCGACUCGAGAUCGCGAUGAUUUACUCGGCCGUCUUCUCCAGAGGGACUUGGCAGCCUUUCCUCUUGUGGUGUGUGAGCGACGGGAACCGGGAUCGGUGGAAGAUCUCCCCGUUUUUUUUGUGGGACGCUGCAAGCGAUUUCCUUUGGGAUCGGUUGGUACCGAAUAUGGCAUCGACUGGAGGCCUGUUCCAAAAUUAACUCCGAUCGACGCCAGAUCAGUGAGACAAGAACGUGGUCUCCAGUUCGGUUGACUUUACGGCCAGAAGUUGUGGACAAAGAAAACAAACAAAAUUGUGCAUGAGAAUUGCAAUUUAUCUGGUCUGUGAGAAGGGAAGAGAGCAUGACAUUAUUGGCAGAGGAUGGACAAGCUUGGCUUGGGGGUAUGUGUAUUCCAGAGCUGCGGACAUAGGCUGUGGUGACAGGAGAGGAGCAGUCGGAGGGUGUGUACAUAGAUGUACGCACAGUUACACAAUGGUACACGCAGGCAUCAUGUAAAAACGCACACAUAUACAGACAUACACAUGUGCAAAAUACACACACACACACACACACACACACACACACACACACACACACACACACACACACACACACACACACACACACACACACACACACACACACACACACACACACACACACACACACACAGGUACUCAUGCAAAAAACAAAUGUACUCUAAAUCCGAAGCCUUGUUAUUAUUAAGGAAAAAAGUGUACGUGUACGUGAUCAUGUGGAAGCAUCUCAUAACAAAUGGACAGGUUCGAUGUUCACCAGAGUUAUGGGGCAGUCUGUGACUCUGGAGGUACUGGCAAAUGAAACUAAAAGACAUUUUUGGUUUGGAAACGAUGGACUAUCCCAGCCAGCGAAGACCAAAGGAUUACAGUGCUGUUCGAAAAUAAGUGCCACUGCGGAUUAUCAAAUUUUAUUUGCAGCCGUCUACCUAGUGCGUGAGGUUCCACAAGACAGUAGACCCCACGAACCGCCAGCUGGCUCCAAACAGGCGUUCCUUUUUAUUUGCACAGAAAACGCGCACAGAUUGACGAAACUGUGAAAUGUUAUUUAUAGAAGACGGCUAAAGAAAGAAUUCAACUGCAAAGGCGAAGACAUGACUUGCACGUGUUACAUGCGGGAGGAACCGGGACCUUGGGACGGGAGGUGUGUGUGUGUGUGUGUGUGGGGGGGGGAGGGAGGGAGAGAGAGAGGAGGUUGUCAGAAGGUCCAAUCCUUGGGUCAACUCAUGGUCGGCGGGAAGCUGAUUGGAAUGUUCUUCUCUCUCCCUCCCCCCCACCCAUGACAUUUAUACAUGUUGUAUUAUUAUCAAAUCUAAAUACUGUUCUCCCAGCCCCUCCCUUCACCCACCAACUCAUUCAGCUGGAAAAAAAAUAUAUAUAAAAAGGGACUUUUUGAAACAAUAGCUUUUUGCCUUGAACUGUGCCCGACCUGUGUUUGUGGAUGUGAUUGAUAGGUCAGUCCCUGACAAUGACCUCAGUAUUUGUUUUCUUUUCGAUAUCAUUUGUUCCUUUUUUGGUUAAAAUAUAAAAAAAAGUGCAUGUAAUAAUGAACCUGGGAAGCAAAGACUGAUACCAAACUGCAAUGCCACGAUCGUGAAUGUGUCCUAUGAUUUAUUUCCGCUCUAUUUUUCUUUUGCUUGAGAAUAGUGUGUCUGGUCUGAAUGGGUUUGCGAUGUGCACAUCCCUAUUUAAAGACAGUUUGUAACAACCUACCCUUAGAAACCAGUGUUAGACUCCGCCAAGACCGAUCGACAAUAGGUUUUAUCUUAAUAAGGACUGCAAUUAAAUAUACUACCCAAACAAAGAGAUGAAAGGACCCGACAAAGGCUAGCUUCAUUACUUUGUUAUAUCAAUUGUAUACCUGUGUAUGUAAAUAUGAUGCACUCCUAUUUUGCAGUUUCAGAACAAAAAGUUUACUAUUUGUAAUAUAGAAUAAAGUUUAUUACAAAAAACACA
Messenger RNA from Amblyraja radiata (thorny skate), 8765 nucleotides. It is a transcript of the gene plxna4, whose product is annotated as plexin A4. Lineage: Eukaryota; Metazoa; Chordata; Chondrichthyes; Rajiformes; Rajidae. Gene Ontology annotation, cellular component: semaphorin receptor complex; plasma membrane. Gene Ontology annotation, molecular function: semaphorin receptor activity; protein binding. The coding region runs from base 807 to 6485 and encodes 1892 amino acids. Gene Ontology annotation, biological process: semaphorin-plexin signaling pathway; regulation of cell migration. The transcript is spliced from 32 exons. The record is from RefSeq and is a predicted model, not a curated record.